This is a messenger RNA of Oncorhynchus masou masou (cherry salmon), 3515 nucleotides long. RefSeq lists its product as uncharacterized. The transcript is spliced from 4 exons. Bases 1325 to 1861 code for a protein of 178 amino acids. NCBI's taxonomy places the organism in Eukaryota, Metazoa, Chordata, Actinopteri, Salmoniformes, Salmonidae. The record is from RefSeq and is a predicted model, not a curated record.
GGCAGCAUGGUGGUUGGUCCAGAAACACAACAUGUUUUUUUUUCCGAUAAAAUAAAUGUCAGACUUUUCUAACUACUUUUCAUUGGAAAUGCAAAUAAAGCGUUUUCAUCAAAAGCAAAUCAAUUUUGCAUAGGAAACCACAGAAUCCUAGUAAUUACUACACGUGCUUAAUAACAUCACUUUAGUUUUGAGACGACUUUGCUGUGGCUUUGAAGCGGGCACCAGGCUCACGACCGGGAGGCAGCCAUUCCAAAUCGAAUGCAAUCAACCUUCAACCGAUAGAAAAACGCCUAAACGGGCGCCCGGUGUGAUUAAUCGAACCUCGUCACUGGGAACUAAUGCCGCCUUCAAAACAACAGGAAACUCGGAAAUAUCCGACUUUAGUAGUCUAAGACAACGGGGAACUCUGAAAAAACUAGCUCUGCCUGGGAAAGUCGUUUUGAACGGUCAACUCAGAAGUCAAAGUCCAUAACUUGGCCAUCUUUCUUUUGCGCCGACUUUUCGACCUGAAGAUCACUGACGUCAUGAUUUGACCUAGAUUUAGUCUGUGUUCCCAGUUGUCUUGAAAGCACCAUUAGAGCUUAAAUUUUGAAUGGCAUACUUAUUUAUAUUUUAUGCGGACUGGGGAUGAGGAAAGUGUCAAUAACAUAUUCGCAUGUGGAUAUUUGUAAUAAACUACAUGACCAAAAGUGUGUGGACACCUGCUCGUGGAACAUCUCAUUCCAAAAUCAUGGGCAUUAAUAUGGAAUUGGUCCCCCCUUUGCUGCCAUUACAGCAUCCACUCUUAUGGGAAGGCAUUCCAGUAGAUGUUGGAACAACGCUGCAGGGCCUUGCUUCCAUUCAGCCACAAGAGCUGGGCUCUGCAUGCCAGUCAAGUUCUUCCACACCGAUCUCAAAAAAUCAUGUAUGUGUGGACCUCGCUUUGUGCAUGGGGGCAUUGUCAUGCUGAAACAGGAAAGGGUCUUCCCAAACAGUUGCCACAAGUUGGAAGCACAGAAUCGUCUGGACUUCAAUAUAAUUGUAUGCUGUAACAUUAAGAUUUCCCUUCACUGGAACUAAGGGGCCUGGACCGAACCAAGAAAAACAGCCCCAGAUGUCCUGUUUCCAUCACAGCUGUCGUGAUAUUUUUUGUAUAUGGUAUGCUUAAUCGAAUAAAAAUUGUGGAUGAAACGUGGUUAGUGACACUUCUCUGAGAGGCUUUUAUUUCGAAACUUCAAAAAUCCGUGACCCGGAAGGACUUUUUUUGUGUGUUGCUGACGAGUCGCUGGUCCAUGUGUUGUGGUAGCUGACAUCAAAGCUAACGUUAACCUAUGUUUAGAUCAAAAUGAGUUCUCAAAAGGGCAACGCAUCGCGGUCGCGAGGACAAAAGCACCAAAACACGACUGCUUACAAGAACGACAAAUAUGGAGCAAGUGUUCAAGUAAAGAUAGCAAACUCGAAGGUCCACGACGGGUUAUGUCAACGCUGCAAGGAAGUUAUUGAGUGGAAAGUCAAAUACAACAAAUACAAAUCCCUUUCCCAACCUCGAACAUGUGUGAAAUGUUCUCAGAAGUCGGUGAAGGAUGCAUAUCACGUCAUUUGUAAAACCUGUGCCCUGAAGCUGGAGCUUUGUGCCAAGUGUGGGAAGAAAGAGGACAUCGUAAUUCCGGUUAACAUACAGAAGCAGGGAGAGGAAGAGGAGGAAUACACCAAUCAAAAGAUGACCGGACGUACUCGGAGGAAGGAGGACUUCAAUGAGCUUGAUGAUGACUUUGGUGACUUGGGCAGUGAUGAUGACUUUGCCAGUGACUCGGGUCCUGAGAAGGCAGGAAGCGGCAAGGCCCUUGUCCCGAAUGUGGCACAUGUUACUUUCAAAGACUAAAGACUGCUAAACCAGGAUGAUCCUAAAUGUACCUCCUAUCCAUUUUAUUAAUAUACUUAUCCUCUGAUUAUACAUACUUUUGCUAAGAAGACUCAUCACUAGAUUUAUUCACUCUAAAAUACAAUAGCCAACUUGUGUUGGGACAUUAAAUGGACAAACCCCACUUUCAAUGAACUGUUUUGUAGUAAAUCCUAUGAGAGCAAUUAUUGUCAUGCUUUGAUGGGUUUAAGGAAGUAUUAUCUUGUUUUGUUUGUGAAAGAAUAUUCACAAGCAAUACUGGAUUGAAGUCAUUAUUGUGCCCCGCCGGCUGUUUUUUUAAAAACUUUUUCAGAUACAGAAAUACACACGUAUGUACACAUAUGCCAAAAGAUACAUUUUGAGAAAAUAGUGAUUAUUUUUAUUUAUUCUGACAAUGUAUUUUGAGUAAUAUGCAUUAUUUCAGCUGAAUGCUUUCCUCUGUAGGCCAUAGUGGAACAUCUUCUCUCGGAUUUCUCCCUUUUUAGAGCUACAAGUGGACCAUAGUCUUUAUGGUGAGUCACACUAACUCGUUACCACACUAUUAACAUAAUUAAUUGAUGAUCUCAGUGGGUUUUAUUUAGUGCCUUUGGUAAUGACCACAUGCCAGUUUUGUUCUGCUUAUUCAAACACAUGCUCUAAAGUCCAAUGACCUUAGUGCUCCUCCUGACUUAAAGGAAUAGUUUACCCAAAUAACAAAACAAAAUGUGUUUCCUUACCUUGAAAGCGUAGUCUGUCCUCAUGCAUAGUUUGCUUAAAGAUACUACAAUGAUUAGUCUGCAGAUGCUGCCUCAAAUGUCCAGAGUGCACGCUUUGCUACUUUCGAAAAAUGUCUUAAUUAUUUAGAUGCAGAUAUCAAAAGUAUGCCAAACAUAUAGGGCUCCCGAGUGGAGCAGCGGUCUAAGGCUCUGAAUCUCAGUGCUAGAGGCAUCACUACAGACCCUGGUUCGAUUCCAGGCUUUGUCAAACCCAGCCGUGAUUGGGAGUCCUUUAAGGUGGCGCACAAUUGGCCCAGCAUCAUCCGGGUUAGGGCUUGGCUGGGGUAGGCCGUCAUUCUAAAUAAGAAUUUGCUCUUAACUGACUUGCCAAGUUAAAUUGAAUAAAAAAUAUACCUUUUUUUCUAUUAAUUGAAUUUUAAGAAGAUCCUAAACAUAAUAAACUUUGGACCAAACUCGCAUGGAAUGCCCCGUAAGAUUAAGACAAGUGUAUUAAUCAUAUUUCCUUUCUGCGUCUUUCUAUCAACUGGAACGUCUGUGGUUUAGGGCUGAAGCUGCGCCUGUUUGAAAUUGUCUGGAUUACGACAUAGAAGUUGCUUAAUACAAUUGUCUUCUGGUUUAUUUCAUUUGAAGACGUUAGCUAAUUUACUUGGCCUAUUGGGACAUUAUAUAAAGCACUAUUAAUCAUUAGUAUCCUAACAAUCUCGUGAUAGUUUUAACCAUAUUUUGAAGCAAUACAUUAGGCCUAUUUUAAAAUUUAAAAAUAUUUUUUUACAAACAUGAGUAAAACAACGUUAGAUUUUAGGUUAUGAUGUGGCUAGCCAUAUGAACUUGUGAUAUCCUUCUGAAACUAAGUGGCUACCAUUGUGGUGUUUUUCAAAUUAAGGAGUAGGCCUUUAAUAAAAUGUUUUACCAUUUUUCAA